Molecule: messenger RNA, 2658 nt
Organism: Aspergillus thermomutatus
Lineage: Eukaryota; Fungi; Ascomycota; Eurotiomycetes; Eurotiales; Aspergillaceae
Product: putative phosphatidate cytidylyltransferase
Exons: 2
Coding region: 1-2658 (885 amino acids)
Biological process (GO): dolichyl monophosphate biosynthetic process
Cellular component (GO): endoplasmic reticulum membrane
Molecular function (GO): dolichol kinase activity
Source: RefSeq, a predicted model, not a curated record
AUGGCCUCUAAGCUGAGCGAGGAGGAAGGGGGACUUAUCCCCGGCCGAAACGCUGGCGACUUAGACAUUCCUGCUGCUGAUUUCCUACGGCAAUUAUCUCGUUCACCCCAUCCAUACCACCGAAAGGGCCUGAAAUGUGCUGAGACACCGUCGGUGUCGACAGACCACAGCGACCAACCGUCUCGGAACUUGUCACAAUGGGCCAAGACCUCCAGCGAUAGCGGGACAGAAGCGGACGAUGAGAGUACAGGCAUCUUAAAAGGCCUGCCGGCCCCACCCCCACGGCUACGCAAAGGGCUUCGAUCUAGCUGGAAUGGCGUGGAUGAUAGUGACCUGUGGUAUCCGACAUUGCGGACAUGGCCAUCAUUCGCCCGGUCGACGUCAUCGCGAAGUUCCCGAAGAAGCUCGGGAGAGGAAGCACAAGCCGAAGUUCGCAAGCUGAGAGACAAGGCUCGCAGAAAGGUUCGAAUUGAGGUGUUCCGGAGGCUGUCAGAGACCGCGUUGUUGCUCUCUGUAGGUGGUGUCGUCUUAUGGCAGGAUGGCGCCAGAGCGAUUGCCCGAGAGUGGAGAAAAGAGCUCCUUGCUCAUGCUCUUCUUGUGACUGUGCUCUAUGCGAUGUACCCUUUACACCAGACUCGGCGCCUACGGUUCUCCAAACUAUUUUCCUUCAAGGUUCCGUCGAAAUUUGAGCCCGCUCCUCUCCUCUAUCCGAUCUUGAUACCGAUCUUCGUCUCGUUGUCGUUGACACGCCAUAGACCUCCGUUAAUACUACCCAACAUCCUCCUCAGCCUCUCGUCGCUGCCUGCCCCGGUCGUUCCUCUACAUGGUUUGGUUAAUGGUCACAGCAUUUCUCAUUGGUUCAUCACCUUGAUACCCAUAUUGGUUUCGGAGCAUUGGUCCGCAGACAGUUCGACACCUACACCUCUCUCUUUUCGUGGUCUUGAUUCCGAGAUUUUGACUCUUGUUUUUCCUUUGCACCAAGCAUUGAUACCCACUCUAGAUUUCUUGUUGACUACUAGCAUCCUUCCAGCGGAAUUGCAGCUCCUGGCGACCGCAUUGAUUAAUUUGUUUCUAUUUGCGACCUCUCCACAAGCACAGAUUCUCAAGGCCCUCCUCUGGCUCGGCGGUCUCUGCGUUCUCGCCUCUUGUCGGCAUGUCCUUCGAUGGGAGGUGGCUUUGGCAAGAAUACCCACCUGGAAAUUCAGGCGAUCUCCCAGGUCAUCGCGGUCACCGAAACAUAUCUUGAAUUUGAUCGACCACAAGGUCUGUCAGAGGUUGAGUCGGGCCGCUUCGUCCGAAGAUGCCAUGUCGGAUAGCGAUUACUCACCAGGCCGUUUGCUCAAAUCACGCAAGACUAUGCAGGAAACUCAUGUCGUGAUCAAAGAACCUGUCUCCGCCGCGGAUAAUGUGACGGCAGAGGAGAUCUUUGAGCGGCAUGCUCCUGCCAUACACCGUCGGCGGCACACCAUCUCAACUUUUGCGGAAGUUGUGCUCACCGAGCGUGUCCGGACGACCCCCAGUGGCAGGCGGAAGCGAUCAAUGGCCCCAGGGCUCUCGUCAUUUCUCACAAUGACUGUACCACAGGCUCAAGUACGCAAGUGGCUCUAUGCUCUCUACGUAUAUGCUGCUGUACUAGUUAUAAUCCUCGGUCCCAUUCGAAAAUACGUUGGUGAACAAGCGUUGCAUGGAGAAGAGCCAUUUGGAUGGGCCCUUGGCUAUCUGUUCGGUAAUAUAUCGUGGUUCAGGUUCUGGGUCGUUAUGUGGAAUCUGGACCACUGGAUAUCCCUACCUGCGCGCUUGGACGAGGAGGGUCUCGACGCUUAUUGCUCGCUCGGCUGGGUUGAGCACCUUCGUCAAAGUGCUUUUGGCGAGGCGAAUACGCGCCUGAUCAUCACUGCUUAUUGUAUCCUCGUGCUUCUGACAGGUAUGGCCAUCGUCUUCAAGCUCAGUUCCAUCGCCGAAGUAGACACAAGACGCAAAGUCUUCCACGGCAUGAUGGUGGUGAUGUUCCUCCCGACGGUCUUUGUCGACCCGGCAUUCUGCGCUCUGGCUCUUGCAUUGGUCUUGUCGGUCUUUCUCCUUCUGGACCUCUUCCGAGCCUCGCAACUUCCGCCGAUAUCCCGGCCAUUGACGUAUUUCCUGGCGCCCUAUGUUGAUGGUCGUGACCAUCGGGGGCCUGUCAUCAUCUCACAUAUCUUUCUCCUCAUCGGAUGCUCCAUCCCUCUAUGGCUUUCCCUGGCUGAUGUUCCGCGGACGGGAGAUAGUCCUUGGAGCGGAUGGAAUAUCAGCUCAAGGGAUGUCAGUAUGAUCAGUGGUGUGAUCUGCGUCGGCAUGGGAGACGCGGCCGCCUCAUUGAUUGGUCGACGAUUCGGUCGGCGCAAGUGGUUCUGGGGAGGCGGAAAAUCCAUUGAGGGGAGCGUGGCCUUUGUCAUCGCCGUCCUCUGUGGGCUUUUGUUCGGGCGCAUCUGGCUCGCGGUAGGACAAUGGCCCAUGAACGGAUUGGAUGAACUAGGGCGGUAUUUCUGGCCGGUUACGGCUCUCAAAGCCAUUCUGGCCGCUGCUGCUACCAGUGCUACCGAAGCGAUUCUGACUGGAUGCAAUGAUAAUGUGGUCGUGCCGAUUAUACUGUGGUUGCUGGUCAGAGGACUUGGUCUAUGA